Molecule: messenger RNA, 732 nt
Organism: Carassius carassius (crucian carp)
Lineage: Eukaryota; Metazoa; Chordata; Actinopteri; Cypriniformes; Cyprinidae
Gene: cldn1
Product: claudin 1
Exons: 4
Coding region: 74-703 (209 amino acids)
Biological process (GO): bicellular tight junction assembly; cell adhesion
Cellular component (GO): bicellular tight junction; plasma membrane
Molecular function (GO): structural molecule activity
Source: RefSeq, a predicted model, not a curated record
GGAGGAUGCUGGAGGAGUUUCGUAGCGGCUCUCACUCACUCCAGCAGCUGUUACUCCACACAUCACUCCAGCAAUGGCCAACGCAGGGCUGCAGCUCCUCGGAUACUCUUUGGCUUUUCUGGGUCUCCUGGGUCUCAUCGCAUCCACGGCCAUGUCUGAGUGGAAGAUGUCCUCAUACGCCGGAGACAACAUCAUCACUGCGCAGGCCGUGUAUGAGGGGCUCUGGCGCUCCUGUGUGUAUCAGAGCACCGGACAGAUGCAGUGCAAAGUCUACGACUCCUUACUGAAGCUGCCAGGAGAGGUUCAGGGGGCUCGUGGUUUCAUGAUCACCUCCAUCUUGCUGUGUGGCAUCGGUCUGCUGGUCGCUGCCGUCGGCAUGAAGUGCACCACCUGUCUGUCUGAUGAAAAGGAACAGAAGAACAAAGUGGCUGUGGCUGGAGGAGCUCUCUUCAUCAUCGCAGGGGUUUGCGCUCUUGUUGCCACCAGCUGGUAUGGAGACAAUAUAAGGCGUAGGUUUUUUGAUCCAUUUACUCCUACAAAUUCAAGAUAUGAGUUCGGGAAGGCUCUGUACGUGGGCUGGGGCGCGUCGGCUCUGACCCUCAUCGGCGGGAUCAUGCUCUGCUGUAACUGUGGGAGUAAACCCGUGGGAAAAUCCUACCCGCCUCCUCUCGCCGCAGGAAAACCUGGAACCGACCGCGUGUGAAUCCAGUCACUAGCAGCUCAUGAACACUG